AUGGAGUUGGAUUCCGUCUACAUUUGUCUGAGAAAAAAGCGUGGUGACUUGGAAGAGGAUCGUGCGUUACAUAAUCCCAAGAGUUCGGUUGCCGCUAGCAAUAUGCCGUCCAACGCUGGCUUCCUUUCUGAUGUCAAUUUCGAUAGACGUAUGCUCAUCGAAGGUGGUGUUGCCGCAUUAAUAAAUGGCAAUACAUUAAUGGAUAGCACUUCGCGAACAGAUUCCGAUGGGGAUUCCAUGAGCUCGUCUGAUGAUGAUUCCAGCAGCGGACACUGCCAUUGCGAAACUGAUGAUGAUCAGAGAGAGGUAAAAGAACAGCUUGGUGUCGAGCAAGUGUUGUCUGUUAUCACUGGAACGUUACCGUCGGGUGAAAAUUGCCCUGAUUAA
Molecule: messenger RNA, 387 nt
Organism: Cylicostephanus goldi
Lineage: Eukaryota; Metazoa; Nematoda; Chromadorea; Rhabditida; Strongylidae
Source: the annotation of a GenBank genome assembly